This is a messenger RNA of Cicer arietinum (chickpea), 1053 nucleotides long. NCBI's taxonomy places the organism in Eukaryota, Viridiplantae, Streptophyta, Magnoliopsida, Fabales, Fabaceae. The record is from RefSeq and is a predicted model, not a curated record.
AUGGCUCGUCGCACAAACCGAUCGGUUCCCCAAGGAAGAAGCGACACGACUGAAGCAAUCCAAGCCAUGAAUGCAAUGGCCGCAACAAUGGCCCAACAAGCUGUGAUCCAGGCUCAACGCGAUGCACAGGGCAUAACGACCAACAGAAUAGGGGCAGGCAACAUCAACAACACAAGCCAUAUGCCCGACCACUGGGGAAUGCUAGAGAUCAACCUCGACCUCAAAACGGGGAAGGCGUACCCUGUUAAGUGUUUUCGCUGCAACAGAGAAGGACACAAGAUAUCUGAGUGUCCAAUCAGACCAAGGGUUUGUUACAUUUGUCAAAAACCAGACCAUUUUGCAAAUGAAUGUCCUGAACGAAAGAAUGAUAGAGUUGUCAACCGCAACAAUAUCAACGACAAUGUUGUACGCCCUACUUCCAAGGGACGUGUCUACGACAUCAAUGGAGAGGAAACUCCAUCUUCCUCUGAACCUAUCCAUGGUGAGUGUUUAACUGCUGAAAAAUCACUUAAUGUAAUUUAUGAUUCGAGGGAAACACACUCAUUCAUUUCAUUAGAUUGGGUGGAUUCGCUCCAACUUAUUGUUACUGCUUUGCUGUUUGAUUUGGUGGUUACCCUACCUUCUACCGAAUCAGUGAAAUGUAAUACGGCUUACUUUCAAUGUCCGUUGAUUGUGUUCGAUAUGAGAUUCAACGUUGAUUUGAUUUGUAUUCCCCUCAUGCUUGUGGGAGUGAUCCUUGGAAUCGAUUGGUUGUCAAGCUAUUAUGUUCUAUUGGAUUGUGCUCGUAAGCCUAUGAUAUUCCCAAACCCAGGUGUUUCUCGAUUCCUCGAUACCAAUAAAUUGAACUUCUCUUUGAAAGGGGGAGUUCAGAAGUGUGUUUCCCUCAACUCAGUCAGUACGAAGCUAGAGGUGGAGGUAGACAGGAUACUUGUGGUCGAAGAUUUUCCAGAGGUAUUUCCGUCGGAUGUACCAAGAUUACCCCUAGUUCGUGAUAUUGAAUUCUCAAUUGAUGUGACUCCGGGUACAGGACCUAUAUCUAUUGCCCCAUAUUGA